AUGUUAGUGGGUUUGUUUAAGAAGUUGGCGGGUGUGUUUGGAUUUGGGCAGGAAAGGCAAUCGAUUUCGGUGACGGAGAUAAGCGACGCGGAGAUAACCAGCCGAGAUUUCGUGAAACCGAGCUACCCAGAAAAGGAUUCGGAGUUCCGGUUCGAGUUGCCGUCGAAAGGUCACAACUUGAUUGCUGGUUUUCCCGGAGUUGCAGAAUCUUUGUUUGAAGCUAGACAAGCUGCGAUUGCUCAGGAGAAGAUCAAAUCUGGUGAAGCACCUAUGCUUUAUAGCUGUGGAAUCUGUGGUGAAGGUUACAAGAGCCCCAAGGCUCAUGAGCAGCAUCUGAAGUCGAAGAGCCACAUUGUGAAGGCUUCAUCACUAGAGACAAGCAACGGAGAAGAGGAUACAAAGAUAAUCAAGCAGCUUCCUCCUCGUCGUGUUGAGAAGAACGACCCUGCUCAGUUAAAAGGUUCGAUUGAGGCAUAGUUGUGCCUAUAUUGUGCCUUUGUUUGAUGUUUUAGAUAACUCAAAGUAGGAUGCUGAUACGCUAAACGUAUCGGAACGGUAGAACAAAGGCACAAUCUAAUAAUAACACUCUUUAUUAUAGAUUGAUAAACGUAAAAACACGAUUAGAGAGAAGGGUUCGAGAGGUCUCUCUUCCUCUCCCACACACUUUGAUCAACUCCGUGAUACCCUUUUCCCAAGACCCUAUUCUCUCUUUAACGCUAACGAUGACUCAGGACACGUGCCCAUUCCCUCUAGAGACUUCUAGAUCCUUCUUCCACUCUUAUUGGAUAUUCAGGUGCAAGACCCAGCCAGGGCCUACUAAGUGCACCGAUCACUAAUUCCCAUUAGGCCUCACACGUAACAGAUGCAAUGAGUUCUAAUUCUCUAUGAUCUACAUAGGUGGCUCAGACUUGAAGUAUGAUACAAGAAGAGACUUGGAUGAUGUGGGUGCCACAUGCGUUGGAGUGAAUCCCUUGAACAAGCUACCUGAUUCUAAGCUUGACUCAAAGAAUGUCGGUGUUUAAGACGGAGUAGUAUUCUUGACAUACAAUAGCCUUAUUGCUUCCUCUGAGAAGGGCCGUUCUCGUUUGCAGCAGCUUGUUUGAUGGUGUGGACCAGAAUUCGAUGGUCUCUUGAUCUUUGAUGAGGUAGCAAAUCCAUGAAUGAUGUAUAGCAAAUCCAUGAAUGAUUUCUGAUUUUAUCAUAUUUGAGCUAAGUAUUAGUAGAAUAUUUUUUAAUUUUUAAGAAUCUUGUCAAAGUGUUCUCUAUUGUAUGUCUUAAAAGUUUUUAAAAAAAUGAAUGAAGCUCUUAAUUUAAAUUAAUAAUAUAUUUAAUAAUAAAA
Messenger RNA from Thlaspi arvense, 1339 nucleotides. The record is from the annotation of a GenBank genome assembly. Lineage: Eukaryota; Viridiplantae; Streptophyta; Magnoliopsida; Brassicales; Brassicaceae.